Messenger RNA from Brenthis ino (lesser marbled fritillary), 4008 nucleotides. The record is from the annotation of a GenBank genome assembly. NCBI's taxonomy places the organism in Eukaryota, Metazoa, Arthropoda, Insecta, Lepidoptera, Nymphalidae.
AUGGCAGAUUCCCAAGUUGUUAACAUUGUGAACGAAAUUUUGCGAGUUGAAACCGUAGAAGAAGCAUUUAGUUGCUUUUUAGUACACAAACCAGAGCAAGAAAAUGAGAGGUUAUCUAUAUACCAAAAACGAUUAUCCGCCGUAAUGAGUACCCCAAGUGCAGAUAUUCAGGAAUCUGCAAUUCGCCAGUAUUUGACUCUAACAGCGGUUCUGACUAAUAGGCAUAAAAUGAAACAAUUAUUGGGCCUUUUAGAAAAUUUAGUAAAUACUAAUGUUCUUCAAGCAAGAAUGUUGUGUGACUGUAUAUUAACAAGUGAGAAGCUUGUAUAUAAAAACAGUGACUAUUGGAUUGAAUGCUUUAAUUUAAUUAGAAGAAUUAUAGGUGGUGUUGAUUACAAGGGUGUUAGAGAAAUAAUGAAGGGAUGUAGAGAAAAAUCACAAACAUUACCAGUGAGGCUCAAUUCCAGUACUAUGCCACAAAUGAAAGCUUUAUAUAAUGUUAUUGAAUACAUUUUUGACCGCAAUGCAUCGUUAUUACCAGCCUACUUCAUUGUCACUGAAAUUCAAAAGGACUAUCCUGAUAACCAUCACUGGCCACACUGGCAAUUAGCAAAACUCCUUACAACAUUUGUGGAAAGUUUUAAGCCAUGUGCUCAAAUGGUGUCUAUAAUAGGUCACUCACAAAUGUUGCCUGUAGUUGAGUUCUCAGGAUAUGCGGAUCAUCUUGUCAAUCCUUGGAGACUAGAUCCUACAACAUUGAAGUUUUCACUAAAAGGAAAUUUGCCAUACGAUGAUGAAUUAUUGAAACCACAAAUAGCUUUAUUAAGACACGUUUUACAGCAACCUUAUUCCAGAGAUAUGAUGUGUUCAAUGUUAGGUCUGCAGAAACAGCACAAGCAACGUUGUAUCGCGUUAGAAGACCAACUAGUUGAAUUAAUGAUACUUCCAAUGGAGAAAAGUGAACAAGAAAAUGAAGAUGACGAAAUGUCCUCUACACACUGGUGCUGGCUGCAUUUAUCAUCACAAGUGAUUUAUUUAAUACUCAUAGGUUUCGCAUCUUUUCCUAACAUUGUAAUGGGCCUUCAUAACAAAUUAAUCGGCCACGACCUAAAGAAAGGCCGAGACCAUCUUAUGUGGGUUCUUUUGCAAUUCAUAUCUGGCAGUAUUCAAAGGAAUCCACUAUCUAAUUUCUUGCCAAUUAUUAAGCUACACGAACUAUUAUAUCCCGAAAAGGAACCUUUGCCAGCUCCUGAUUGGACGAAAGCGCAUUGCACGCAUCAAAUGGCGGUAGUUUGCAUUUGGAUGCAUUUGUUAAAGAAAGCUGAAUCUGAGCAUAAAACUAUGACGAUGCCACAAAAUCUCAAAGCUCAAUAUGAACUCCUUCAACAUCUGAUGACAUCAAAUAACACACCGACAUUGAUGGGAUCCGACUACAGGAUAGCAUUACUAUGUAACGCAUAUUCCACAAACCAAGAGUAUUAUUCUCGGCCUAUGGGUAUUAUGAUUGAAACAUUAUUUGGAAGUCAGAAAGCUAUGCCCAAUGGUAACCCAGCAACGCCAUUGCCAACCGCCCCUCUCUCUAUGUGUAUAUUGGAUAGCCUCACGUUGCACUGUAAAAUGUCUCUCAUACACUCUAUUGUGACACAUGUGGCAAAAUUAGCGCAGAACAAAACAAACAUCCCCGGCAGUAAUAUGAUGGCACCUGCCCUUGUUGAAACCUAUAGCCGAUUGUUGGUUUAUACAGAAAUUGAAUCUUUAGGCAUUAAAGGUUUUAUAAAUCAGCUUUUGCCCAACGUGUUCAAGUCCCAUGCGUGGGGUAUUCUCCACAACCUGCUGGAUAUGUUCUCGUACCGCAUACACCACAUACAGCCGCACUACAGGGUGACCCUGCUCUCAAACAUACACUCCUUGGCUGCCUACCCACAAGCGAAUCAGACACAAUUGCAAUUAUGUUUUGAAAGCACUGCACUCAGACUGAUAACUAGUUUGGGUAGUUCAGGCGUUCAAUUGCAAAUGUCUCGUGUAGUCUCAGAGCCUAAGUCCCUCGUGUCAAGCGAAAGUGAAGAAUUAAAUAGAGUGCUAGUUCUGACUCUAGCUAAAGGGAUUUAUAUGACUGGAGCGGCAGGUAACGACGGGGCGGCGGUGAAGGAGUUGCUGACAACGAUAAUGACGAACACACCGCACCUGUGGUCGCAGCACACGCUGCAGUGCUUUCCGCCGGUGCUCGUCGAGUUCUUCUCGCAGAAUUUGGCACCGAAAGAGAACAAACAGCUGUUAAAGAAGUCAGUAGAAGAAGAAUAUCGCAAAUGGACGUCGAUGGCGAAUGACAACGAUAUCAUAACACACUUCUCAGUGCCCGGCACUCCUUUAUUCCUAUGCUUAUUAUGGAAAAUGAUAUUUGAGACGAACCGAAUCAAUCCUAUUGCUUUCAAGAUUUUAGAGCGUAUAGGGGCUCGAGCCCUCUCCGCUCACUUGCGUAAAUUCUGCGACUACCUGGUGUUCGAAGUAACGAACCCGGCGGGCGGGCCGCAUAUAAACAAGUGUGUGGACGCGAUCAACGACAUUAUCUGGAAAUACAACAUUGUCACCAUCGACAGACUUGUUUUGUGUCUCGUCCUGCGUCCAAAUCCAGAUGGCAAUGAGAGCCAAGUGUGUCUCUACAUCAUACAACUUUUGUUGCUGAAGGGCUCUGAACUGAGAAAUAGGGCUCAAGAUUUCGUCAAAGAGAACUCGCCCGAGCAUUGGAAACAAAACAACUGGUACGACAGACAUUCAGCGUUUCAUCGUAAAUAUCCAGAAAAGUUUGCGCCAGAAGAGACCAGCGGUGCUUACGGCGCGCCCAUACCGGUAUACCUAAGUAAUGUAUGUCUGAGAUUCAUACCCGUAAUGGACAUAGUCGUUCACAGAUAUUUAGAAAUACCACAAGUGAGCAAGAAUUUAGAACAACUGUUAGAACAUUUGGGUUAUUUGUACAAGUUUCAUGACCGUCCAGUGACUUUUCUAUACAACACUCUCCAUUAUUAUGAAUCAAAAUUACGAGACAAGCCUUUGUUAAAACGUAAACUAGUGAACGCGGUGCUCGGCUCUUUGAAAGAUGUGAGACCAAACGGAUGGGCCACAACUGAAGCGUUCCAAAGCUAUUUGGCGAAGAGUGAUGUGGAUGCUACCUGGACCCCCGACUUGAAUUAUUAUUUGAGUCUCAUUAACCGAAUGGUUGAUACAAUGGUAGGCACAUCUCACUUCCCGAAUACAGAUUGGCGUUUCAACGAAUAUCCGAAUCCUUCCGCUCAUUGCCUAUACGUUACUUGCGUAGAACUAAUGUCUUUACCAGUAACACCGAACAUUGUCGGUAACAAUCUCUUAGACGUCGUCACUAAAGGCUUCGUAGUGAUACCUGCAACGAAAAUUCAACUUUGGAUCAACGCAAUAGGGAUCAUAAUGGCAUCCCUUCCCGAUCCGUACUGGACGGUUAUACACGACCGUAUUCUGGAACUAAUAACCCAUACUGACAUGAUCGAAUGGUCCUACCAAUAUACGCCUUUCCAACUGUUCAGUUUGACGACGACUAAUGACGCCAUGUUGGAGAAUAAGUAUAGUUUAACAUUGGCGUUAGCGCAUGCUGUGUGGUAUCAUGCCGGCGCUGGGCAGAUAAUGCAAGUUCCUACGUUUGUCAAAGAGAAAAUAUCACCAGAAAUCCGUACAGAGGUACAACUUAUUUUCCUAUGCCAUCUCGUGGGUCCUUAUUUGCAGAGAUUCCACUCAGAUUUGUCGAGGGCCGUAAUGGAUAUAACAAUAGUGCUAUAUGAGUUGUUGGCGCACAUCGACAAGUCACAACCCCACCUGCAGUAUAUAGACCCUAUAUGCGACUUGCUCUAUCAUAUCAAGUACAUGUUCGUCGGAGACACUAUGAAGAAUGAAGUGGAAAGUGUUAUAAGGAAGCUUCGACCCGCCCUACAAAUGCGUCUUCGUUUCAUCACACAUCUGAAUGUGGAACAAAUAAACACUGCC